AUGUCCUUCAUCUUAACGCUCGCGAAUCUGCUUUCCAUCGCGGCCGCCGCUAGCGGAUGGCUCAAGCUCUCCGACGGGCCGUGGAGUGCACGAGAGGGCCUGAUGGCGGUCGAGGACGCCAGCGGAAUCGUGAUGGUCGGUGGUCGGGCAAACCUCGGGCUGGCGGCGCAGCACGAUGUGUGGCGCACACCCAACGGCUCCUCUUGGGAGCGGCUUCCCGACGCACCGUUCGCAGGCCGUGCCUACCACGCCAUGCUUAGCCACGGCGCAUGCAUCUUUGUCAUGGGUGGCCAGACAGUUGCGCUGCUUGGCGACCCGUUCUUCAAUGACGUGUGGCGGUCGUGCGAUGGCGGGGAGACGUGGGACUCGCUUGGCCACGCGCCAUGGCAGCCGCGGGCCGGCUUGGCCGUUGCCACGCACAACGGGCGAAUGGUUGUCGCCGGAGGCUGUUUUGGCUCGUCCAUUGGCGCCGGCCGCAAGUUUUUGAACGACGUUUGGGCCACGAGGGAUGGAGCAUCCUGGGAGCUGCUCACUGCCAAUGCCUCCUGGUCCGCUCGUUCGGGCCCACGUCUCGUCGAUUUCAACGGGCGGCUGCUGCUCCUCGCUGGAGAGGUGGGGUUCACUGCCGACACACAGCUCGGCGACAUCUGGGAGAGUGGUGACGGCGCGACAUGGACACUCCUGACUGCCACCCCCGCAUUCUCCGCACGGUCCGGCCAUGGCGUCGUGAAUGCGGGAGGUUCGUUGCUCCUCAUCGCAGGGUGGCACGACGCCAAGUGCUUGCACGACCAGUGGCUCUCCGAGGACGGCGUCGUGUGGCGCAUGGUGUCCAACGCCACCUGGGCCUGCACUGCCGACGCCUGCGGAAGAUUUGACUUUUGGCCGGUGGCGACGAGCAGCGGGCUGCUCCUCACGCUGGGCGGGUCGAACGCCUACUCCACCUUUGGCAAGCUGUGGGCGGAAACGUGGGCUCUCCCGCUCUUGGGAGGGGGGAGGCCGCUGCGGGGCGGCUCCGUCGCUAUGCAUUGA
Messenger RNA from Emiliania huxleyi CCMP1516, 1029 nucleotides. RefSeq lists its product as hypothetical. Gene Ontology annotation, molecular function: protein binding. The transcript has a single exon. The record is from RefSeq and is a predicted model, not a curated record. Lineage: Eukaryota; Haptophyta; Isochrysidales; Noelaerhabdaceae. Bases 1 to 1029 code for a protein of 342 amino acids.